UAAAAAGCAUAUAAAUUUGGAACAAGCUCUCAAAUUAUUUCUCUCCUCUCCCAAUCCCUUAGUUUUGCAAGGCCAAGUUAAGGGUGACAGUGUGUCAAAUUUCUGGUCCCCCUAUUUACUUAAGACAAGAGAGAGAAGGCCACCGUACCCCAACUCACUUUUUUUCCUUUUCCAUCAGUCUAAUCACACAUUCGUUUGCACGUUCUCUUGGACACAUUCAUUACUCUUCUUCUUCUUCUAUUCCCUUAACAAAUCCAAUACUCUCCUUGAAAAACUUAUAUCCAGCUCUUCUUAUCAUCAUUAAUGUCGUCUUUCAUAUCUUUCCUUUUCACUCUCUUAUUGUUUUUCUCUAUGCAUGAAUAUUGCAAGGCUCGUCAUCUCGCAGUUGGCAACAAUGGUUUUGCUUCUCUAUUCCAUUACCCUCACAAGGGUCUGUUUCCGGGUAUGGUAAAGGUCAAACUUGAAAUAGAUUCAAUUGGAGAAAAAACAAAGGGAAUAUCAGAUAGCAUUAAUGCUGAUAAUGCUAAGGCUGUUGCUAAGAGUACUGAAAACAGGAAGGACCACUCGAGGAUUUCUAUAACGGAGCACAAUAAAUAUAGAAAUGGAGGAGGAGGAGGAGGAUUUUCAGGAUGGAACAAUGCAGGAAGUGAGAUUUUUGAGUCUUUUUGUCAUGUGGGUUUGCUUAAGGCAACACGUAUGAAGGACCCGGGAAGGAGAGGGCUUAAAGAAGAUGUAGAUUUCAAGACUAAGAAUGUACAAGAUGAUGAUUAUGAUCCACCACAUCAGACACCGCCCAUUCACAAUAAACAGAAUUAAAAUGGAUCUUUAUAUUUAUAUAUAUAUGGUUAAAAUAAUAGCUAUCUAGCUAUCUUUUGGAGAUCGACGGACUUUAGCAGAGUGAUUUUGGUGAAAAUUUGAUGGUUUGGGCUCUUAUUAACUGCGAAUUUAGACUAUGAGAGUGCACUGCUCAGCAAUUAAUUUUCUGUAUUAGUAUGAAUGCUUUUAAUUAAUUAGAACUUAACAUUAAUAUAUUUUGCUAA
This is a messenger RNA of Ziziphus jujuba (common jujube), 1040 nucleotides long. RefSeq lists its product as uncharacterized. The record is from RefSeq and is a predicted model, not a curated record. Lineage: Eukaryota; Viridiplantae; Streptophyta; Magnoliopsida; Rosales; Rhamnaceae. The transcript is spliced from 4 exons. The coding region runs from base 304 to 816 and encodes 170 amino acids.